ACUCCUGACUAAUUCACCACAGCAGAAGUUACAAAGCGACGCAUCCCGGAGCAUCUGAAAAUGCUGGACCUGAUCUACCUUUUCUUCGCCCUUGCUUGCCUCUAUUGUAUCUACGAUUGCAUCAAACCGAGAAAUUAUCCACCUGGUCCAGCAUGGCUACCAUUUUUCGGAUGUAUCCUGAAAUUUGGAUGGCUACGUUCAAAACAUGGAUAUAUUUAUACGGCUCUGCAAGAACUAUCGCGCACGUAUGGGCCGAUAUUAGGAUUAAAGCUUGGAAAUCAAAACGUGGUAGUAAUUUCAACGUACGACCUCGUCAAGAAGGGUCUUCUCCAAGAGGAAUUCAACAGCCGGCCGGACGGAUUUUUCUUCAGGGUACGAGCCUUCGGGAAACGAAAGGGCGUUCUAUUCAUCGAGGGUCCGAUGUGGACGCAGUGCCGUAGAUUCACGAUGCGGCAUCUCCGUACGUUCGGUAUAGGUCAGUCGACUAUGAGAGAACGAUUGACCCUUGAGGCUCAGAAUCUCAUUAGUCACUUAGAACGGACGAGCGAGCACGGCCCGGUGCUGAUGCACACGGUGUUCGAUGUCGCGGUGCUCAAUUCCCUGUGGUUCAUGAUCGCCGGACACAGAUUUCUGUACGAGGACCCAAAGCUGCAAGAAGCGCUCGUGUUAGUUCACGACGCCUUCAGACUGACGGAUACGCUGGGUGGUGUGAUCUCGCAAAUGCCUUUUCUACGUUUCGUAAUUCCGGAGUUGUCGGGAUACAACGAGUUAAUGAGGAUUCUUGAAAACCUGUGGAGGUUCCUCGACGAGGAGAUCGAGAUGCACGAGAAGGACCAGUCCAACGAUCAACCGCGCGACCUGAUCGACGCCUUUCUUUCGGAGAUUUAUAAAAACAACGAGAACGAAGAUACGAUUUUUGAUCGUGAGAAUUUAUUGGUGCUGUGUCUCGAUCUCUUCUUGGCCGGGUCGAAGACGACCAGCGAUACCUUAGCGACUACAUUUCUCUUCCUGUCGCUGCAUCCUGAGUGGUUAAAGAUACUUCAAGCCGAGUUGGACGAUGUCGUUGGUAGAUCACGACCUCCAACCGAGGAUGAUUUAUCAUCCUUGCCAAUGACGGAAGCUUUCUUAGCCGAGGUACAAAGAUAUUUAAUUUUGGCUCCCCUUGGUGUACCUCAUCGGACCGAGAAGAAUGUUUCUUUCAAUGGAUAUCAAAUACCCAAGGACACGAUUAUUCUCUUCGACUACCACAGCGUUCACAAUGACAAAACGUAUUGGGAUCAACCGGAGGAGUUCCGACCGCAACGAUUUCUAGACGAGCAGGGUCGAUUCUCUCAGAGCAAUUACAGCCUGCCUUUCGGUUUAGGCAAGAGACGAUGUCUGGGCGAGCAGCUGGCGCGCUCCUCGUUGUUCCUGUUCCUCGCCUACAUCGUGCAUUAUUUCGACCUGGAGACCUCGACCGAGCACGCCAGGCCGGAUCUGAACGGCUACGACGGCUUCACCAUAUCGCCGAAGCCGUACUAUCUCAAACUCACGAGGAGAAGAUCCGAUCACCCAGGGACGAUCGCCACGUGGUGAUCGUGCGCGAGCACACGACGGUACAUUUGGACUUCUGCGAAGGGGCGCGAUUUCGUCGAACUCGUAAAACGACGCGUAAAAGCAAGACUUUCACAGGCGUAAAACCAAUAAACGCCAUUCGCAAACGUCGGGCCGUGCCGUGCCGUCGUCAUAAAGGGGAUCGGUUUAACGGAAACGAAUCUUUUUGUCAAACGGUUCGCACCGCGCGUAACGCGUAACACAUAGUAACCCGUAUAAUGCAUAACGAGUUACACACAAUAAAGAAGCAUGUCGAUUACAAACGACUAAACAGUUUGUUCUAGACAAUUGCAUCUCCAUUCACAUUCAGGCAGAUAUAA
Messenger RNA from Pogonomyrmex barbatus (red harvester ant), 1913 nucleotides. Its product is annotated as methyl farnesoate epoxidase. The record is from RefSeq and is a predicted model, not a curated record. Gene Ontology annotation, cellular component: cytoplasm; intracellular membrane-bounded organelle. Gene Ontology annotation, molecular function: oxidoreductase activity, acting on paired donors, with incorporation or reduction of molecular oxygen, reduced flavin or flavoprotein as one donor, and incorporation of one atom of oxygen; heme binding; steroid hydroxylase activity. Gene Ontology annotation, biological process: xenobiotic metabolic process. Lineage: Eukaryota; Metazoa; Arthropoda; Insecta; Hymenoptera; Formicidae.